UUUAUUGUUUUUAGGUGCAUAGUAGAUCAAAGGGUUGGCAGUCCCUGGUUCCCCUCGAGUCUUCCUAUCUCCUUCGUCCCCACACCCUCACUCUUCUUCUCUCCUCCGGCGGGCGGCAGUGGAAAUGGCGGAUUGGGGCCCAGUGUUCGUGGCUGUAGUGCUGUUCGUCCUCCUCACUCCUGGGCUCAUCAUUCAAAUCCCUGGCAAGAACCGCCUCGCCGAAUUCGCUAAUAUGCAGACUAGUGGAAUCUCCAUCUUCAUCCACUCCAUCAUCUACUUUGCCGUUAUCUCAAUCUUGCUCCUCGCAGUCGGAGUCCACAAGUUCAACUUGUUCUAUUCAUCGAUGGCGGACUGGGCACCUGUGGUGGUGGGCGUUCUCCUAUUCGUUCUUCUUUCUCCGGGGCUCCUCUUCGAGCUUCCUGGCAACCACCGAGUGGCAGAGUUCGGCAGCAUGCGGACCAACGGAAAGGCCAUCUUCAUCCACACCCUCAUCUUCUUUGCCAUCUUCUCCGUCAUCAUCGUCGCCCUCCACCUUCACAUCUACACCGGGUAGACACAUGCCUUCACCCUCAGCAUAUAGGGUUAGGGUUUUCUUCCGUUCAAUGUUCUGAUCCCUGUUUACCCUAUAUUUAUCGGCUUUUAUCAGAUUCUGCUAUUUAUAUUACUGUGUCUAAUGCCUAAUUUUCCUUCAUCUAAUGAUUUAUCUGGAUUGCUUCA
Molecule: messenger RNA, 717 nt
Organism: Dendrobium catenatum
Lineage: Eukaryota; Viridiplantae; Streptophyta; Magnoliopsida; Asparagales; Orchidaceae
Exons: 3
Coding region: 125-553 (142 amino acids)
Source: RefSeq, a predicted model, not a curated record